AGUGUCUGUGCUCGUCACUUUGUGUUCGAACGUCCGGUACGUAUUACGGCCGUUUCGUCGUCUCGAUCGCCUAGCAUGUUACCGCCUGAGCGACGAUACCGUAAUAAUAUUAUUGAGUAAAUAACGCCGUCGCGACACAACGUUCGUUUGCCCGUCCAACUGCAAGUUGUCAUCAUGACUUCCAAAGUCUCCACAGACUCUGCAGUUACGUGAGUACCUUCCGUACAUCGUAAUCCGGCCGUGCACUGUGUAUUUCGAAUGGCAGUAACGACCGACCAAAUUCAUCGGUCCCAACAUUUAAUUGUUAAUCUCGACUGUAUUAGCCGGCUUUACACUGCCGUUAUACUAUUAUAUAAUCUGGAUAUAGUGUAUAGGCACUUGUGUCGGUGAUCUAAGACAAAAUCUCUCCGUUUUAUUUAAGAAUUCGUUUUCAAGUUGAAAUUUCUGUAAUUUGAAUUACUUAGAUAUUUAUAAAUUAAGCUUUAGUGCUUAGGUAAUACAAAAAUAGAUUUUGGAUUUGGGUUAGAUUCAGCAUCGCACGAAAUGAAUUAAUUUGUUUUGCGGAGAAGUUGUAUCCAUUUGCUAGUUGAAUCUUACAAUGUAUUGAAUUUCUUUAUUGUACACAUAUAAUAUAUAAUAUAAUAGGUAAGUACCUAUUAUGGAAUAUUUAGGUAUAUCAAACAGAGGCUUGGUGAAUUUUCUUUACCUAUGAAGCCAACUUAAUUUGGCACAUCUACCACACACCCACAUAGAGGCAUUCCAUAAAUUAUUCGAUGUACAUAUCUUAUUACCUAUUUAUUAUAUGGUAGAAUGAGGGAAAAAUACCUGCUUACAUACAAUAUUAGAUUAUAUUAUAAUACUCUUUUAAAAUUAUAAAAGUAAUAAAUUCCUAUAAUUACUGUACACAAAGUACAUAAUCAGAUCAUACAUUAUGAUUUAUGAUCUUCCAGUCUUACAUACCUAUCCCAAAAUAUUAAACAUCAUUUCUCAAUAAGAACCUCUUCAUCAAAUCACUUUUAUUAUACCUAGUUAUAGGUAUAUAUAAUUAAUAUAGUAUAUUAUUGAAAUAAAUUGUGUUAUGAUUAACUUAAUUUUUUUUUCUACAAAAAAAAACAAAAUUGAAAAUAUACGUAGUUCAGGUUAAGUAAGUAGGUACCCACAAAAACAAAUUUAUAUUUAAAUGACAAUUAUGGGUUCUUAAUUCAAUCUGAUGACAUGUUUAUCUAUAACUUAUAAAUUAUAAUUUGCAUUUAAAUUUGUACCUACAUUAUUUAUUAAUCAAGUUUUCUUAGUAGGUAUGUUAGAUAUCUUGCUAAUUGUUAAAUUGUAAACUUUAUGCAAUAUUCAUUUUAUAUGAUCAAUUGUAUUUAAGUACAAUUAAAUUAAACAUUUUAAAUUUUUGAUAUUGUAAUAAUAUGUAAUAUUAAUCUAGAUAAUAUUUGUUGAAAAAAAAAAGACCUUUGCUCUUUUAUUUACUAUCAUAAUAAUUAAAACUGACUGUUAUUAUUUUUUAUGAUAUUACAAUAAAGACUUAUUUAUGUAUAUUAUUAUGUUUAAAAGAAUUCUCAUAUCAAAUACAUCAAUUUAUUAUAUAUACAGGGUAAUUAUUUUAUCAUUGAACACUCAUUAUUUAGCAAAGUAUUGACUUUUCAAAUCAAAUUUUUUUUUAAAUUUAAGAAACAAUAGGCUUUAAAAAUUACAUUACCAUUAUUUUUUGUCACCCUUAUUUUUGAAGGUAAAAUGACUACCAAAUUGAUUUUCAAUUAGUAACCUACCUUAAAAGUUCCAUAAAAAGAUAACCUAACCUAACCUUCCAUAAAAAGAUUUUCCAUAAAAAGAGUAUUAAUAUAAAUUCCUUUCUUUGUUGAAAUUUUUUUUGUUUUUGCUUUUUAUUUAGUAAGUUUCCAAAAAAAAUUGUUUUGAAAAAAUUUAAUACUUAUGAAAAUAAUGAGUGUUCUACAAUAAAAUAAUCACCCUGUAUAUAGGGUGAUAUAUAUAUAUAUAUAUUAAUAAAUGUAUAAUAUAGGUAGCCAGAUAGGUAUGUAUUAGUUAUUCAUAAUAUUGGUUUCUAUAGAAUGCAAUUGAAAUAUUUUCGAAACUUGUGAUUAUGAUUUAGUAAUAAUAAAUUAAAAUAUUUUUCAGUUGGUAGAUAAAUAUUGCAUAACCCGAACAACAAUUGCUUAAAACUAAUUUACCAAAUACAUACAGUUAAAGUUUAAAUCAUACAGGUCCAUAAAUAAUAAAAUGAAAAACAAUAAACUUUUAUGUAUUUAUAAAAACAAAGUAGAUCUUAUACACCUAAUAGAAACAACUAGGUAUAUUUAACAUGGGUAUAUAUUAAAUGGGUAAUUUAUUAUGAUACACUAUUUUUAAUAUUAUGAAUUAGUAGUUACCUAUAAAUAAGAAAGUAUUAAAUAUAUAUAGGUACAUAAAUUAUUUGUGUUCAUUUUAUGUUACUUAACCAUUUUCGUUUCUUCUCUUCCCUCAAAUCUAAGUCAUCCUACAUAUAGUUACCUAUUUAUUUUAUUUUAUUUUUUUUUAAACAUACAACAAAUUAUAAUGCAUGAGUUAAUUUUGUCUCUAUUUGUUGUUUAUUAAUGCAUUCAGAAUGCAUUUUAGAGUUAAAUAAUUAAAUACUAUUUACAGAAUAGAUACAAGUGGUACAACUACUCAGCACUGAACCAAUUACCUAGUCAAAAUAGUUAAAAGUUUAUAAUCAACUUAAAACCUGUUUUAAUGAUGUAUAGGUACUUAAUGUAUAUAUCUAUACUUUAUUAUAGACACUAAUUAUAAGCAUUAAAAAGUAAAGACACAAGUUAGUCAAUCAUAGUGUAGAUACGGUAUAUGAAUCUGAAAUACAUUUUGAUGAUAAUUAUAGCUUGCUAUGUAUCUAAACAUUUUAUAAGUCAGUUUUUCAAUUCACUGAUUGAAAAUAAAUUGCAUAACAUUUUUUUUAAACAAUUUUUUUGUCUGAAUUAGAGUUAUCUGUUAUUUCAUUGAAUAGUUAAUUAUUGUCAGUGACAGCAAUUAUUUAUAUUUAUUAUUAUAAUUCUUCAAUUGUUAACUUAAACAUUUUACUAGCCACUUUGUUAAGUCCAAUUUGUCUGUAUAACAUACAAGUCCCAUUAAUAUCAAUUUUAACAAACAUAAAUAAUAUUUUAUUAAUUUAGACAGUAGGUAUCUUUAUGAAUUAUUAGAACAUAUUCUUAAAUACAAAAUAGUUCAACUUAAUAAUAGGUAAAUUUUUCAAGAUUAUUAUCAUUAUAUUUAAAUUAAAUGUAAUUGAUUUCAGUUUACUGACAACACUAAGUAAUUAUUAAUUGUUGUUGAUUCAGUUUUUAUAUCAUAUCAAAUGCAUUUUUAAGAAUACCUAUAAUCAUUUUUACCAGAAAUAUACUAUCAUAAUAUAAUAUUGUCUUGGCCUAUCUAACAGACAUUAUUGUAAUAUGUUCUGGUUAAAUUUAAUUCAAACGCCCAUGAACAAAGUUAAUAAUAAAAUAUUUUGGAGGGCAUCCUGUAGUCUUUUUUUUAUUUUAUUUUUGUAAAAUAUUAUCUACAAAAAAAAUUAGUUGUUUAAAACAUUAAAACACUAACUGUAUUUGUUUGUAAAAAGACAUAUUAUAUUUAUACCCUCAACAUUUUACUGUAUUAAACUUCUCUAAAUGUCUUAAAUGCAUGCAAAAUAAAAAAAAAACUGUUAUUUCAAUAUACACACAAUAUACCUAUUUAGAAAUAAAAUUUGAAAUUGAGAGUAUAAGAAAAUUUUAAUUAAAAAAAGACAAAACUAAUAAAUUAUAUUUAUAUUACAAUAAUAUUAUGUUCUUUACUAAAAAUUACAUUUUGUGCUAAAAAAUGUAUAUAAAAUUAAUUUUAAGUACGUACCUAUAUUAAAAUAAUUAACCUUAAUCUUUUUUUUUUUUUUAGGAAAUCUCCACCUACUCAUAGUUUUUCGUAAGUAUAGUAUAAUAAAUACUAUUAUAUUAAAACGGUUUUACUUUGUAUACCGUUUUUUCAUUGAAAUUAGCAAGAGAAUAUGAAAUUAUGUUAUAUUUUAAAUUUAAUUUUUCUUAAAUGUAACAAAAACAUGCUUAUACUCAAAGCUUACAAUAUGCAAACCCUCAUUAAGCCUAUGUAGUUUUAUGGUAUUAAUUAAUUAUAAAUUUAUAAAUUAUAUCUGGGGCAAUUAUUUACAAAAUUUUAAGUGGAAGAAUACAUUGUCUAUAAAAAUUGUACUUAAUUUUACUGGCUUGCUAAAAUAUAUAUUUAUAUCUAUAGAUUGUUGCCAAAAAUUGUGAAUGGUGGUAUAGCUGGUAUUAUUGGUGUCACUGUGGUUUUCCCACUUGAUUUGGUUAAAACAAGGCUUCAAAAUCAAAAACCUGGUCCUGAUGGAUCUUUCAUGUAUAAAUCAAUGUAAGAAACUACAAAAAGAAACUUAAUCUUUUAAUAACUUGUAUAUGUUAUAUUAUAAAUUAUCUAUUAAUUUAAAGGUUUGAUGCAUUUCGGAAAACAUAUGCUGCUGAGGGAUAUUUUGGAAUGUAUCGAGGUUCAGCUGUAAAUAUUUUAUUAAUUACACCUGAAAAAGCCAUUAAGUUGGCUGCUAAUGAUCAAUUUCGAUAUUAUUUGUCUUCACCUGGGUAUGUAUUAUAUAUUUACGUUAAGGGUUUUCUAAUAGAACGGAGGAAACGUAUUAAAAACUCUUAUGUUUAAGGAAGCCUUUAACUUUACUACGCGAAAUGUUGGCUGGUGCUGGUGCAGGACUUUUUCAAAUUGUUGUUACCACUCCGAUGGAAUUAUUGAAAAUACAAAUGCAAGAUGCUGGUCGUAUUGCAGCACAAGCUAAAUUAGGUAAUAAUGUUUAUUUGUCCUAAAGUUAUUUUAAUUUAGAACAAAUGUUCUUUGAGUGUCUUUAUUAUGGUUUUUAAAUUUAUUUAUUUUAAAAUUUCUUAUAUUUAUGUAAAUAAAUAUCAUUCAAGUUUUAGAUUCUGAAAGUAGCAAUGAAUGUAAUUGGUUUGAUGUGUGCUUUUUUGUCUGUUAACAACUUUUCUAUUAGAAAUCUUUGGUAAACAAUUUCAGAGGUGGUUUCUGGAAUCUAAUUUUAUCUAUAUUGGGGAGGUAAUUCUUUUAUAUUCCUUAGUUUUCAUAGCAACUGUGAAAAAAUGAAAAUAUUUCUGUUAAUUUAGAUUCAAUAUUUUUUUCGUAAUUCAGUACCCAAAAAAAAAGUUGAGUCCUGAAAUUUUCUCCCAACGAUUAUUUUAUCUAUUUCUAGAUGUAGUAAUAUUUUCAAAUUAUUCUAGUGAUUUUGGAGCUAUGUAUUAUCAUUGGAAAUUUUCAAGUUUUUCUUUAGUUUUAUCAGUUUUAUUUGUGUACAAUUUCAUAGUUGUCACAACUUCUAGAAACCUGGAAUACUCAAAGAAUUUGUAUACAAUUCUGGAAUUAUAAUUUCAAACUUCAAUCUCUAUUUUCAUAAGUAUUAAUUAUUCAAAAUUCCUUUUUAUCAUAGAUAAUAAUAUUAUUUUAAUAAUUCAAUGUAAUAUUAUUAUAUUCCUGUAUAUUAUUUUGUUGCAUAUUUUAUUUUAACUUAAACAAUUUCAAUUAUACUUUAAAUACCAGUAGAUAAAUCACUAAUGAGUUUAUACAAAUGUUUGGUAGUCUUAUUUCAGGAAAUCUUUGAUAUUCAUUUGAAAAAUCAUUAUAUUCUGAAAUUUGAUGUACAUAUUAUUCAUCAGUGUAAUCAUGUUCUCUGAUAAAUAUUUUAAUUUUUUAAAACUUGUUCAUAGUUACAAUUAUUAAUUUUGAUAUUAAAGCCCACCUUUUAAUUCUAAAACAAUAAACAUGACAAACAUUUUACCACAUUAAAUAAUUAAUUUGGUAAACCAUCUUGGAAACUUCAAAAUGGAAUUUCGUGGAAACCAUAAAUUUGUUUUGAUUAUCAAGAAAAUUUAAAAAUAUUAUUAUAAUAACAAAAAAGUUAUUCUAAUGUAUUAUAAAUCCUAUGUUUCCUACUUCACACACAUAACACCUAUGGUGCGAAGCCAUUAGAGCUCUCAGAUAUUUUUAAGUGGAAAGAGAGGGAGGGAGAAAAUUCAAUAUUUUAUACCUUUUACAAUAUUUAAUUCGAUGAAAAAAAAAACAAAUGGACAAAUUUGUUAGUUUUUUCCAUUUAUUAUAAAAUCCUUAAAAAAUCAAAAGAUGACCUCCCUAAAGUACCACCUCAGGAAAAUUUCUUUUCAGAAAAAGUGCUAUACUUGAAAAUCAAAGUAAGAUUUCUGGUAGAAAAAUUGUUCACAGAUAAAAAAAAAUAAACAUUCCUUGCUCCUCUUAAAAUCUAAAAAACUAAAAAAUUAUUUCAAUAUGAUAAAUGUAUUGCUAUAUAAAAUUCUGGGAGGGGGCAAAUUUCCCAUCUUUCUCCACCCCUACUGUGCACAUAGUAUCCAUAAUUUUUUUUAUAUGUGAAAAGAAUGUAAACACUACUUAAUAAUAAUAACUAAUCUAUUUUAUUAGAGGGAAAAACGGUGCCAAAAGUUUCAGCUACAUCGUUGGCCAAAGAAUUAGUAGCAUCUAAAGGAAUAUUUGGUCUUUACCGUGGUGUUGGGGCCACAGGAAUGCGUGAUGUAACAUUUUCUGUUAUAUACUUUCCAAUGUUUGCCCGACUAAAUGCCUUAGGACCACGAAAAAAGGAUGGCUCUGGUAUGUAUAUAUUUAAUUAAUUUGUUUGCAUUGAAUAGAAGAAAAGAUUAAAUAAUUUUUAAUUUUUAUUUUAUCAGGUGAUGCAGUAUUUUGGUGCUCUUUUGUAUCAGGUUGUGUUGCUGGUUCAAGUGCUGCUUUAGCUGUUAAUCCAAUUGAUGUAAUUAAAACAAGAUUACAAGCAAUUAAAAAAACCGAAGCUGAAGUAGAAUACAAAGGAGUUGUCGACUGUUUUGUGUAAGAUAAUAGUUAUAUAGUUUAUAAAUUUAUUAAUUUAAAGUUUUACUUUAUUAUCAUUUAUAUUCCAGGAAAACAUUACGUAAUGAAGGUCCUUUGGCAUUCUUCAGAGGAGGUGCGUGUCGAAUGAUUGUGAUUGCACCGCUUUUUGGAAUUGCACAAACCAUUUAUUAUUUAGGUGUAGCUGAAAGAAUUUUGGGUGUGAAAAAAUAAGGAAUCAGUAUUCAGUGUUUAGUAAUAAAAAUGUAUCUGCGUGUAGUUCACUUUUAUUUUAACACAGUAUUAUUGUUAGCUCAUUUUUACAGUAUCAUGUAUUCUCGUGCCUAAUUAUUCCAUUACGAAUUUUAAUUUUAGUAACAGGUACAAAAACUAUUUACCAAAUUUCAUAUUCAAUUAAAUUAUUAUUAAUAAUAUUUCAGGGUUAUUUAAGUUUUGUGUAUUAACCUUGUGUUGAUUCUAAUUAAUAUUAUUUGAUGAAGAAUAUUUUUAUGAACUAAAAUAUUUACGAUUUUAUAAAAGACAAUAGUCACCAUCUUAAAUUAAGCUGUCUUUUAAAAAUAUGUUACUUAAAUUAAGGUUGAAAUUAACUGUGAUUGUUUAUUAACAUUAUCUUCUUUGUGUACUUAAGUAUUGAAUCUGUUUUCAUGCAUUCCGUGUCCAAUGUAACUGUAUUUAUAAUAUGUUAAUGCCAAAUUUUUUAUCAUUGUACUUACUAUUGUCAAUGAUGUAGCAUUUUGCUUGUAUUAAUUAUUAUUGUAAGAAUGUUUAAAGAUCAAAUUAUAAAAUUACCAUUAAAAUAUUAUUAAUACAAUGAGAGCUUUUUUUUAUUUUUAUUGUUGAAUUUUAUAAACCAUGAUUAUUAGAUGACAAUUAGGUUCAAAAGAUUAAAUUGAAUAUUUAAGUAUAUUUUAUAUUAGAUAAUAUUUAAAAAUAUAUGUUAUAGAAAUUGGGAUUAUAACAAUGUUAAAACAUUUUUUCCAAUCCAGACUUAUAUCAAAGGAAAAACCCUCUUUGUACUCAGUCUCAUUAUUUGCAAGUAGGUAUGAAUAUUUAUUUUGAAAUACCUGUUUAACUUUCCUUUUGUUUUCUAAAUUUUAAUCAAAAAGUUUUCUACCACCCACACAAAAUAAAUCAUUUUUUUCAAAUUUAUAUUGGCUUUAGAAUGAAUCGCUGAAGGGCUUUAAUGAUGACAAUUGGCAUUGCAACACAGUAAAAGUAUUAAAUUAUUAAAAAUAACAAAUAUAUUUAACUAUCUUUUGUUGAGCAAAUUAUUUUUAAAAAUAUUACAAAGUUCAAUUAGUUAAAAGAAAACACAAUUGGUAUAAUCUAUAGAUUAGAUUCAAACAUGAUUUCAAAAAUGUAUAAAUCCACAUUAAAUUGUCUUAAUUUUAAAAUUGUAAUAAUGUACUAACUAUAAAUGUAUAUCUUAAAUUUGAUUAGGUUUUCAAUCAAUUUGACUAAAGUGUUGAUCCAUGAUUUUGUGUCAUACUUAUUCAAGUAUAUAUAUAUCUAUCUAUUGAUAAUUAAAUGAGACAAUAAAAAGAAUUUUUUGUAACCACUUAGUAGUUAGUUGAUACUUAGUUAUUACAGAUUAACAUACUCUCGAGUAAUGUAUCAAUAAUAGUUUCAUAAAACACUAUCAAAACUGAAAUGUAAUAGGACACAGAAAAUAGAUAACAAUAUAGUACUUAUAUUUAAAUUUAAAAAUGUAUUGAUUACAUAGAUAUGUAAAUAGAAAAACAACUAUUGUAGAUAUAUUAAACUAUAUUUUACAUUAUUUUUAAUAAUCAUCAAUACUAAGUACAUACUAUUAUAUUUUAACUGUUAAUUUUGUAUUAACAUUGUUAUUGUUCUAUUUGCAGACAUAUAACUAUCCCAUAUAAUUUAUUGAAUAAUAUAGAAUAUCAAAAUGUAAUACAUGCGAUUUUUUAAGAAAUACAACUAUGUAUUAUAAAAUUGAAGGAAUAUUGGAGCUAAUCACAUACAUAGUGCUUAUAUAAUAUAUA
Cinara cedri is the source of this 8927-nucleotide messenger RNA. NCBI's taxonomy places the organism in Eukaryota, Metazoa, Arthropoda, Insecta, Hemiptera, Aphididae. The record is from the annotation of a GenBank genome assembly.